Messenger RNA from Jaculus jaculus (lesser Egyptian jerboa), 2666 nucleotides. RefSeq names its product G2 and S-phase expressed 1 (gene Gtse1). The record is from RefSeq and is a predicted model, not a curated record. Gene Ontology annotation, cellular component: microtubule cytoskeleton; cytoplasmic microtubule. NCBI's taxonomy places the organism in Eukaryota, Metazoa, Chordata, Mammalia, Rodentia, Dipodidae. The coding region runs from base 127 to 2319 and encodes 730 amino acids. Gene Ontology annotation, molecular function: microtubule binding. The transcript is spliced from 12 exons.
CGGCGCGGUGUUUAAACCCUCGGUGAGGGGCGACUUGGGCUUUCCGUCUGCCGGCGACCUCCCCACUGCUGCUCCGUGGAGGCCGGGGACGGCUGCGACGCGCCCUCAGCCAGCCAGGCAGAAGCGAUGGACGCGGCUCCGAAGGAGGACAUUCUUCUUUUGGCUGAUGAAAAAUUUGACUUUGACCUUUCCUUGUCGUCUUUAAGCGCAAAUGAAGAUGACGAAGUCUUUUUUGGACCUGUUGGCCAUAAAGAGAGGUGCAUUGCUGCCAGCUUAAGUAAUCGGACUCCCGAGCAGCCUCCUGGGCCAGCCUCAGGCAGCCCGGGUACCUGGAGCCCCCUCACUGGGGAGAAGUUCGUGGAGGUGUACAGAGAAGCCCACUUGCUGGCCUUACAGAUAGAGAGCCUUGGCCGCAGAGAGGCAGCCCAGGCUGCCAGGCCUGCUGAGCCUCAGAGCCAAGAUGUGGAGAGAUUUGUGCAGGAGUCAAAAUUAAAAAUACAUCUCUUUGAAGAAGAACAGAAAGUGGCGAAAAGUCCCACCUCACUUAAAAGAGAGACGUUCUGUGUGUCAGAGAGCUCACUGACAACACUGCCGCUUUUGCCUCCCUCAGGGGCACCUCCUUCUUCAGCUUUGUCCUCGGCCCUACCCAGCACCUCUGCCCCAACACAGAGGACCCAGAGACCAACGUGCACCUCUCAGCCUUUGCCAGCGCAGCCAAGUGCCUCCCACCUUCUGAACCAGGCUGGGCCUCCAAAGAGGGUCACCAGUAAGCUGCAGCCACCCCGAACUUUGGCUGUCAGAGGAAGACGCCCUCCCCCGUCCUUGGAGAAGCUGAAGAAAGAGGUCACAGCUAGCCUUCCAAGAACGAACCUCUCGAGUGAAAAGGAGUCCCACGGGGCUGUGCUCCCAGACAAGCCCCGCGUUCCUCUGGAUGCUUCCAGCCUGCCAGGCAGCAUGCAGCCAGGCCCAGGCAAGCGGUCACUCCCUGUUCCUAAUAAGAUGGGGCUGAAGAAGACCCUGUUAAAACCACCGGGCAGCAGCAACAGUCUCAUGAAGAAACCCUCCUCCUCGGGGCCGACUUUGAGCCUCGCUUCCAACAUGCGUUCAUCUCCAGUGGCAAGCAAAGUGAAGUCCAGUGAAAUUUCCGGUGUUCCCACGAGCAGCUUACGGGCCCUGUCAAACAUCAGCAAGUCAAGCAGAACAGGACCCACCAUGCUGCGCCAGUCUCUGCCAGCAGCACCUGCCGGGGCAUCCUGCAGACAAGCUAAGGGGGCUGAUGCUGCCCAGCCUAUGGCAGAGCAGCCCAAAGCUCCCAGCACAUCUCCCCUCCUCCAACCCAAGACCCCGGAGCAUGGAGACUCAAGACUGGACCCUGACUCCAUUUCAUCAGCAUCUUCUCAGUUGAAUAAAACUGCAAGCGUAAAAAGACAGGAUUCCUCUCUGAACUCCAAGACAAUCGUUGUGUCCACUCCUACAAAUCUAUUUAAAAUUCCCCAGUUUUCUAUUGGUGAGCCUCUAGACGGUGCAACACCCAAGUUCUCACAGGCACAGCGGCUGCAGUCGUGGCCUUCGGAUGGCAGAGUUGUUCAUAGCACUCCUGUAAGACACCCAUCGGGACCCACUUCGCGAGGCUUGCCAGGCAGCAUGCGGACCCCCAUGAGUGCAAGACGGAUGUCAGCCCUGCCCACGCCUGCCAGCCGGCGCCUCUCUGGCCUUCCGCGGAUGACCCCUCAGUCCAUGCCCAGACCGAUGGUGUCCCCUCUGUGUGUGCCUGCUCGGCGACUUUCUUCGGAGCCCCGGAAAAGAUGUGCAGUGAGAGCUGAGCCAGCACAGGAGAGCGGCAGGAGCACCAGUGCUGAGCAGGUGGGCCGAAGUCUGUCCCCACCCGAGAGCUCUCCACCAGUGGUGCCUCAAGCACUGCGCUUUUCUCCAGAGAAAAGCGACUUUCCCCUUCCACAAGGCUCCACCGUGGGAGCAGCUCAGGACAGAGCAGAGCCUCAUGAAGACCUGCACCCCAGUGAGGCUCUUCUAGACAUCGGGUUGGAGCAGCUCACCAUCACUCCCGAAGCGCCAGGCCAAGCCCCGGCUGACCGCCCUCUCAUCGACUUUGGCAGCACUCCUGAGACAAACAUAGUUCCAAGACCCAGCAGCCGGCCCCUGAUCGAUCUCAUGAUGAACACGCCUGAUGCAGAUAGUAGUGGUGUGGGUAAACCUAUGCACCCGAAGCUGGGGCAGCUGAUUGACCUUGGUUCCCCUCUGAUCCAGCUGAGCCCCGAGGCUGAUAAAGAAAACCUGGACUCGCCACUUCUCAAGUUCUGAGCAGCACAGGGCCCUUUGCUUUGUUUUUAAACCACCAAUGUGGCUUUUGACUCUGAGACACAAACUUCAGAAGAAAUUGUAUUUGGUUGGUAGGGCAAGAGAAGAUCCAACUGUACUUCCUGUGCCUGAAAUGGUAGGCUAGAGCUGGGGAUGUUUGCAGUGUGUGCCUGAGGGUCUCACCUCUAGGGACACCCCGCCCCGCCUUUCCAGUGGGCUGGAGUACAGCACUAAGAACUUUGUUUCAACUGUAAAAUUUUGUAUGUGAAACAGCUAGAGACUAUUUUAAACAAAUUUGUUUGGAAAGUUAAAUGUUCUAGAUUUAAAUUAAAUUAUUAAGUUAGAAUGUG